Messenger RNA from Pieris rapae (cabbage white), 2434 nucleotides. RefSeq names its product SUMO-activating enzyme subunit 2 (gene Uba2). The coding region runs from base 149 to 1969 and encodes 606 amino acids. The transcript has 7 exons. Gene Ontology annotation, biological process: protein sumoylation. The record is from RefSeq and is a predicted model, not a curated record. Gene Ontology annotation, molecular function: SUMO activating enzyme activity. Gene Ontology annotation, cellular component: cytoplasm; SUMO activating enzyme complex. Lineage: Eukaryota; Metazoa; Arthropoda; Insecta; Lepidoptera; Pieridae.
CGGUCCAAUAUUAAGGUUUGAGAUUUGACAGGUGGUUUGCAUCAAUUUCGUGUCUAUAUAGUGCUCAAAAAAUCUUUAUUGUUCCAAUAAAUUAUUUAAUUUUUUAUUUAACUGUGAAUCGGCAGUAUAGUAAAAGCAGACUUAAAACAUGGUCGCGAGAGUCGCUGGCGUUUUUGAUGAAAAGCUUACUGAAGCCAUUGCUAAUUCUAAAGUAUUAGUUGUUGGUGCCGGCGGUAUUGGUUGUGAGAUAUUAAAGAAUCUUGUUCUGACUGGCUUUCCUAACAUUGAGAUUAUUGACCUUGAUACUAUCGACGUGAGCAAUUUAAAUCGUCAGUUUCUUUUCCACAAGGAACAUGUUGGUAAAUCAAAGGCGCAAGUCGCUAAAGAUAGCGCCCUCAGUUUUAAUCCUAAUGUGAAUAUUGUAGCUCAUCAUGAUAGUGUGAUUAGCAAUGAUUAUGGUGUGAGUUACUUCAAACAAUUCAACAUUGUAAUGAAUGCCCUCGACAACAGAGUUGCUCGUAAUCAUGUUAACAGAAUGUGCUUAGCAGCUGAUGUCCCAUUGGUAGAGACUGGUACCGCUGGUUAUGCAGGACAGGUUGAGCUGAUCAAAAAGGGGCUUACACAGUGCUAUGAGUGCCUUCCAAAAGCUCCACAAAAGAGUUUCCCAGGCUGUACUAUUCGUAAUACACCAUCAGAGCCCAUUCACUGUAUUGUAUGGGCAAAGCAUCUUUUUAACCAGCUGUUUGGUGAAGAAGAUCCUGAUCAAAAUGUCAGCCCUGAUACUGCAGAUCCUGAGGCAGCAGGUGAUGCUGGUGCCUCUGCAUUAAAUGCUAAAGAGUCUGAAUCAGGCAAUGUUGAUAGAAAAAGUACUAGAAUGUGGGCAGCUGAAACCAAUUAUGAUCCAGAAAAACUAUUUUCAAAGCUUUUUGGUGAUGAUAUUCGUUAUUUGCUAUCUAUGGAAAACCUUUGGAAAAAAAGACGACCACCUACACCCCUGGUAUGGGACAAUCUACCUGGGAAAGAUGAUUCACCAGCAAAGCAUUCUGGAUUGCCUGACCAAAGGGUGUGGUCAGUUUCUGAAUGUGCACAAAUUUUUGCAACCAGUUGCAAAGCAUUGGAAGCAGACUUGAAGAGCCGCCCUGAAGGUGACCAUCUAGUGUGGGAUAAAGACGAGAAAAGUGCUAUGGACUUUGUUACAGCAUGUGCAAAUGUCCGUGCCCACAUAUUCAAUAUUCCAUUGAAAUCGCGCUUUGAGAUUAAAUCAAUGGCUGGAAACAUAAUACCAGCAAUAGCUACAGCCAACGCGAUAGUAGCAGGACUGGCCGUUUUGCGUGCACAGAACAUACUUAAAGGAAAUAUAGAAGUCUGUACCAGUGUCUACCUAAGGCCAAAAGUAAAUCAUCGUGGACAAUUGUUUGUGCCAGAGAAAACUCUUACAACACCAAAUCCUAAAUGUUUUGUUUGUGCACCAAAAGCAGAGGUUGCAUUGGCUUGUAAUCUCAAACAAUUGACACUUAAAGAUUUAAACACAGCUCUUAAAGAAGGCCUAAAUAUGCAAGCACCAGAUGCAGCAGUGGAAGGCAAAGGGCUGGUUGUGCUAUCAUCAGAGCCAGGAGAAACGGACCACAACAAUCAUAAGACAUUAGAACAAAUUGGGCUAAAUGAUGGUUGUGCAUUGCUUGUUGAUGACUUCCUUCAGAACUUUGAAGUCAGGGUUCGUUUACAACAAGAAGACGAUGAGAAAUCAUGGCGUUUGGUCACCGAUAUGGAUGCUCCAAUGCCAGAACCAAAAGAAGAUAAACCAACAAAUGGGGCAAAUGGCUCUGAACCAAAGCCAGGUCCUUCUAGACCCAAAGAUGACAGUGAUAGUGAUAUGGAGAUUAUUGAAGAGGAUGAAGGAGUGGAAACCACGAAACCGCCAAAACGCAGGCGAGUUGAGAUGUCGGAUGAGGUUGUUGAACUGUGUUAGCUGUAUGUAAGAAAUAAAUUCUCUAACAUACAACUAAACUUGAAAGGGUUUUUAUUCUUUGUGUUGCUGACAUGUUCUUUAAACCUGAACAACUUGUGGCUUUUCUAUGGAUUUAGAUGGCUAUUAGACAGUUCUUUACUUUACCAUUGUUUUAUAACUAGUUAUCAAACUUUGUGGAGAUGUUAAAAUUUGUUAUAGAUGAAACAAAUGCCUAACUUCAUUAAUACAAAAUCUCUUUACAGCAAAAUGAAAAAAAAUAUUCUUAAAAAUUUGAUGAUUAUAUUUAAAGUACCAUAAUAAAUAUAUUUCAAAAUAUUUGAUAUCAAUAGAAAUAGUAGGUUUUUACCUAGAUUAUACAUAAUAUAUGACUUACAUGUUACAUUUUCUAAAUAUAAAAAUUGUAUUUUGUAAUCCAACUUCUAUGUUAAACAUUUUUGAAGUAAAUAUUUUCUUACAAAUAAGCCC